Magallana angulata is the source of this 10736-nucleotide messenger RNA. Its product is annotated as protein cycle-like. Gene Ontology annotation, cellular component: nucleus; aryl hydrocarbon receptor complex; cytoplasm. Bases 2988 to 5039 code for a protein of 683 amino acids. Gene Ontology annotation, molecular function: RNA polymerase II cis-regulatory region sequence-specific DNA binding; protein dimerization activity; DNA-binding transcription factor activity, RNA polymerase II-specific. The transcript has 18 exons. The record is from RefSeq and is a predicted model, not a curated record. Gene Ontology annotation, biological process: regulation of transcription by RNA polymerase II. NCBI's taxonomy places the organism in Eukaryota, Metazoa, Mollusca, Bivalvia, Ostreida, Ostreidae.
CAAAAUUAGCGCAAUUUUUUGGGCUCCAUAAUUUGCAACUUUUUAAACAUACAGUACUGUAGCUCCCAGGUCGUCCAUCUGGAUUUUUUCAGACCAAGAGCUACAGACCUGCAGCUAAGAAUGUGUUUGUCGAGUGAGUAAUUCCAAAAAUUUGUCAUGAUUUCAAGUACUGAAUAAUAAUUGUUUAAUGAAACUAAUUGCUUUUUUUUUGUUGUUGUAAUUUUCAUAUUUUCAAACAAAAUGUUAAAUGCUUGAUACCAUAUUCAGCAAAGCUCAAGUUUCUUUGGAUUCCUUAGACUAACUAUCCUUGCAGUUGCUUAGUUGCUGAGCAAUAAUUCUGUUUGAACAUUAUGUCAGACAAACUUACUACUAUCAAAAAGGACUUUUUAGCUCACCUGAGUGGAAGGCUCAAGUGAGCUUUUCUGAUCAAGAUUUGUCCGUUGUCGUCAUUGUUGUUGUAAACUUUUCACAUUUUCAUCUUUUCCAGAACCACUGGGCCAAUUUCAACCAAACUUGGCACAAAGCAUCACUUAGUGAAGGGGAUUUAAUUUUGUUUAACUGAAGGGCCUUUAACUCUUUAACCCUUAGGCUGCUACACGCGACAAUUUUGCACCGAAAUUUCAGGUCUGCCACUGCUACGCGUGCCAUUUUCAUUUAUCUGAGAGCAAGUAAUGUAAGGUUUCCCCAAGCCUCGCUUUGAACAAAAACAGGAUGGCUAUUAUUUGGAAUGAAAUAUGAUUGGUCAAUUGAUGUUUUUGGAAAGUUUUUAGAGUUUUCAAGAGUUUAGAAUAAAGGCUAUAGAGCGGUAAACUUCUGAGAAAUGUUUUGAAUCAUAGCCAAAAUGGCAAACGUAGAAUAAAGCAUUGUAAUUCAUGAAUUCAGCAGUGGCGGCCAUCUUGGCGAAAAUUAAAGCAGCAACAUAAGGGUUAAAGGGGGGAUAAAUUAAAAUUAUUGAAAAUUUGUUGGUAUUUUUUCAAAAAUCUUCUAAAAAAUCAUUUGGCCAGUAAAGCUCAAACUUGUGUGGAAGCAUCAUGUAGAUCUGCAUAUUCAAGUUCAUUCAAAUCAUAAUCCCAGUGGUAGGAUGGGGCCACAAUUAAGAGGGGAUGUCAAAUUUAUACAUAGAAAGAUACAUGUAUUGAGAAAAAUCUUUUAAAAUCCUAUAGAAAAGUAUUCAGCCAAAAAAGCUCAAGUUUGUGUGGAAGCAUCAUCAUGUAGACCUGUAGAUUCACGUUUGUUAUAGAAAGAUUUUUUUAACUCUUUGUGCAAGACCUACUUUACUUAUUUGUCAACAUAUUUUGAAUUUGAUACUGUAAUGCUUUUGUUGCUCAAGUGAGUGAUAUGGCCCAUGGGCCUCUUUUUUUUUUUUUUUUUAUAGCCGGGCUCUGCUGAAAGUGGAGUCCAGGGUUGCGUUCAAGAUCGUAGUUGCUACGUAGUUGAACAGAAAGCUAGCCUAGCCGCUAGUUAGAUAUUGUAGCCUAUAUAUUUUAUGCUAAGCAUCGAAUUCAAGAUGGCCACCUUAGUUACCACUUUGUAACAAACACAAAAUCUAUUUAUAAAGUGAUAUUUUAUUCCUCCUUUAAGUUAUAAUGAAUCUUAACAUGCAUAUUUCUGCUUGUCCAAAUUAUGUCAAUGUAAUAAGUCUUUAGUUGAAUAUUUCUAACUUCAAAUCUGAGACUAGCGGCUAACCUAGUGGUCCGUUCAAUAGACCUAGAUAUCUAUGACCUAGCGGCUAGGCUAGCAGCUACAAUCUUGAACGCAGCCCUGGCUGUAGGCAGGCAAAUCGCCAAUGUUGCUAUAAAAGUAAACAAAAAACCAAACAGCGUUAAAGUAAAAGCUUCCGCUAUACCAAAAAGUUACGCAAAGAGCCACGUUUUGUCAAAAGUGAUGACAUUUUGUUUCUUUUUAUUUUAAGAGAAUUGUCUAUCUCUUUUAGUUUUCUAGAUUUUUUUUUUAUUAAUAAGGUGUUUUAAAAACAAGACUAUGCAUUUUGGACACAUACAAUGCACAAGAAUUUCCAUGAACUACUUUGCAGCACAUUGAAGAAAUUUGGAUUGGAUAUAUGACACUUGUUGCAAAAUUCAAGGCAGCAACUGUUGAACUUUUUUCUACUAGACAGACAUAUUUUUGUUUAUAGCCGCUUACAAAAUUUUGUCGCUCUCUGACGCUUUGCCAACAUGAAAAGCAUGAGAGAGAGAGAGAGAUUCAGUCUUUACUACACAAUAUGCUUAAAGACUCACCAAAAAAGCUUGGCUUUCAGUACUUCAGUACUUUGAUUUUUAAAUGCAGUGCAAUGCAAAUUCAUACUAGCUCAGUUGUCAAUGACAAUUCUCUCUUUAAUGGGGAAAUUAAAGAAAAAAGACAAAAAAUUAAAUAAGAAUUGUUGAUCGAACACUGAAAUACAUAAUAAUGCAAUGUAUGUUGGCCAACUCCAUAAGAAUAAGUUAAGAAAGAAAUGUUUUGUACAGGUAAGUGCUAUUUGAGGGGGAAGAGUCAUUCAUUAACAAGUAUAUAUUGAGAACAGGUGAUUUUACUAAUGGAAUACUUAGCACUUGUGUUAUGUAUUCAUUUCAUUAGUUAUGUAAUGAAACAGAAAAAAUAUAAACGUUAUGAAAGACAAGGCAUUGAGAUCAGUGUGAUGAAAUCCACAGCCUGGGAUUUGAUAUUGAGCUUUGUUGAGGUGACAGUGUGUUCUCACUCAGAGUGUUGAUCCUAUAUAAGCUGAUCGGAGGGUGUCUGUAUAAGAUUCACAACAUUGAUUUAGUACUCAUAGUACAUGUCUCGUGCUGCUAGUUUCAAGUGUGAUGGUAUUGUGGUCUGUUGUUCUAAGCUUCCUCUUUGAGAGACGUCUCCAUUUUCAUUCUACAUGAAGGCCUGGUUCAUUGGUGGAUCUUUGCGAUUUUAGACCGAAAUGGAAAUCAUACCUGUUUAUUGACUUGUUAUAUACUGUAACAUUGGAAAAAAUAUUUGACAUCUUUUAUCAUCAAGGCAUGGAUUCUACUCCUGACUUCAACCUCUUUGACAAUCUGUUUCUACCACCAGACCAAGGCAGCCUGAUGGAACCCUCCCUGCCUGGACUGGACAAGAUUCCAGGGGGCAUAGGUCCAUACCUGAAUCACCACAGGAAGCGGGGGUCCGUAGAUUGGGAGACCACCAGCCCAACUAUGGACACAAACGAGGACGAUUCCUUCAUGGAUUUCGAUCACAGAAAAUAUAACUCCAAGGCAAAAAAUAGUAUGAUGGAUCCCCAGUCAGGCAAUGACAGGCAGAACCACAGCGAGAUUGAGAAGAGAAGGAGGGAUAAAAUGAAUGCGUACAUCACGGAGUUAUCCUCCAUGCUGCCCAUGUGUAAUGCUAUGAAUCGAAAGCUGGACAAACUAACGGUCCUUCGAAUGGCAGUGCAGCAUUUAAAGUCUUUAAGAGAGGGUGCUGCUAUGUCCAUUCCGGAGGCCAGACCCUCCUUCCUGUCUGAUGAUGAUCUCAAGCAUCUCAUUCUAGAGGCAGCCGAGGGCUUCCUGUUUGUUGUAAGCUGUGACAGAGCCAGGAUUCUCUAUGUCUCCGAGUCAGUACGCAACAUUCUCAACUAUACCAGGCUUGAUUUGAUUGGUCAGAGCCUGCUGGAUUACCUCCAUCCCCACGACAUCAACAAAGUCAAAGAACAGCUGUCUGCCUCUGAUGUUUAUCCAAGGGAGCGGCUAAUUGAUGCUAGAACAAUGAUGCCGGUAAAGACGGAGAUGAUACGACGACCUACUUACCUCUGUUCCGGGGCCAGGCGCUCCUUCUUCUGUCGGAUGAAGUCCGGCAGUUCCAUGUCAUACCUCGGACUCAAAUCUGAGAAAGAGAUGGACCUGGAACUCUGUAGUCGGAAGAAAAAAUCAGACAGGAAGUCCUUCACUGUGAUACACUGUACAGGGUACCUCAAAUCCUGGCCGUCCUCCAGCCUGGACAUGAAGGAGCAGGAUGACUCGGAGGAUAACUGUGAUUUAAGUUGUUUAGUGGCAGUAGGACAAAUCAAAACGUCGUGUGACAAAAAAAUUAUAGACAGAGACAGCAAUAUCAAUGUCCGUCCAAUAGAAUACGUGUCGCGGAUGAGUAUCGAUGGCAAGUUUACCUUCGUUGAUCAGGGAGCGACAAUUCUGCUAGGAUAUCUACCUCAAGAGCUGCUAGGGACAUCUGUGUAUGAAUUCUACCAUCAAGAGGACAUAGCCAGCAUGUCAGACAUACAUCGAAAAGUUUUAAAAUCCAAAGAAAAGGUGAAAACAAAUGUCUACAGAUUCAAGAUAAAGGACGGUUCCUUUAUUCACUUGAGGUCGGAGUGCUUUAGUUUCCGGAAUCCAUGGACCAAAGAAGUGGAAUACAUCGUAUCAACCAACACUUUUGUCCCGGAACAAGAGGUCACAAGUUCAGGUCAGAGUGUAGAUGCCGGGUCAGAGGUCAUGGACAGCAGCAAUAACUGGGAGUUUAAAGAUGAUAACCAGUCUACCUCAGGUGAGAAGAAAAAGUCUGAGGCAGGAGCUGUUGCCAUGGGGACCAAGCUGGGUGCUGGCAGGAUAGGGCGACAGAUAGCUGAGGAAAUGAUAGAAAUGCAGAGGGGCUUUAACACAACACUGGCAGACAGUACAAACUCUGUCCCUGUUGCUAGCCCAGCAGCCAUUCCGGGAAAACAUUUUGGAUUAACAAAUGGACUUGCUGUCAAAGUUCCAGUUCCUUUAUCUGAACCCCCAGUUGCAACAGCAACAGAGGUUGCUGUGUCCAGUGAGGUUGCAGCAACUUUAGCGAGCCAGGUGGCUGUGACGAGAAAGAACGGCUUGACUGUUCCCACUCAGUCUACCUCCACAGCGGGAUCAGUAGCCAGUGCUUCAGCCGAGACUAACCUGAUCGAGGGUGUCAUCGCCGAGCAAGAAUCAACGGAGAACGAGACGGGACAGAGUAGCGAGCACGGCAAUGACGAAGCGGCCAUGUCGAUCAUCAUGAGUCUACUCGAGGCUGACGCAGGUCUCGGAGGACCUAUUGACUUUAACGAUCUCCCCUGGCCCCUGUAAGGACACAGUGAGAUAGGAGGACGCAGUGUCCAUCUUCACAGAUGUACAGAGAUAGAGGGAGGGCGGUCGGGCUUCACCCUGCCGGUGUUGCUGGCAUCAUAUGACUGUGAGAUCCUGAGGGAGGCCGGACCUACAAGGCUCAAAGUCUUGGUCCAGGAAGUGGCAAUGUGUUCAGGGAAGAGGUGGAUUAAACCGUGCCAAGGGUUUACUUUGCAAUGGAAGUGUUACACAGAGGUUUUUUAUCGUGUUUAGAAUUGUUGUUGAGCAGCAAACUACAAGUGAGAGAGAAGAUAGGUGUAAAGUGCUAGAGAGAGUGUGUGAUUGGUUUAAAUGUGGUUGCGAGUAUGUUGGACAGCAUUAGAUUUUUUUGUGAAUGCAUGAGCAAUUUCUGUGAUGUGUAGAUGCAAUGUACCGGUAUAUUGUUAUAUUGUCCUUGUGCCUGUUAUAUAUAGAUAUAAGAAGUGCUAGUAACAAAUUCUCACUCCGUUUAAACAGUGCCUCGAUUUUAUUACAGUGUUCCAUUAAGGUAUCUGGCUCACCUGUCAUACAAGCGGCCUUCAGCUUUAUCAAAACAUCAAGUAGACUAAAAUCAGGAACAUAUUCCACAAAUAUCAUGUUAUUAUUUAUUUCAUUUCAUUUUCAUUUAAAUGUACAUCACUCAAGCAUUACUAUCUCUUUCUUGCAUGCAAAAGAGUUUUGUUUUUCCCAAAAAGCCAGAUUUUUUAUAAGUAAUCAGUGUUUAUACCUAAAGUAACAACUUUUCGAAAUCUAUCUGAUGUAGUCCCAAUAUGUCACUUCACAGUCACUGAAUUCAUCCCCUGUCCCUGUAAAUAUUAAUACCUCAUAUAUGUGAACAGAAAUUUUCAAUUUGUAGAAUAAUCUUUGCGGAAAAGAAAUGGUUCUCGACUUUUCAUCUAAAUUUUUAUGUCCCUUUACUAGGAAAUAUUCUUGUCAAAAUCAUUUUUAGCAAGAUUUUUGGAGAAUAUGUUUUGUAUUCCAUGUCUAAAUUGUACAUUAUUGAUAGAUCUGACCAUCAUUAUAUUGUAGAUCACUUUUGUUUUGAAAGAUCAUACUUACUAAUUGAAUUCCUAUAAUUGAAUUCCUAAUUAGACACAGUAGUUAAAAUCUGAACCUCAAAUUGACUGUUGUUAUGAUAAAUUGCCACUGACCUCCUGAAAAAGUUGUCUACACAUGUUAAGUAGUGAUAUUUUUAAACAAAGGAGAAUUCUGGGUAAUCAUUCUUGCUUUUUUGCUUGUUAUUCUUUAUUUAGAUUAAAAAAAAAACAACUAGGGGAUGUGUACAGUUCUUAGUCAUCAUAUCUUUUCCACUUGUCAAUUACUGCCCAACAGACAUUCAUCCAUCUUUUAUUGACUUUAUAUGUCAUUAGUAGACACAUUCAAAUCGAUGAAAUCCAAAUUUUUGUGUGCAGAUUUUCUGUUUUGUUCCUGUUAUAAAGGAAAAAGAAAUGAAAUUCUGUUUGUCGAGAUUUGCUCAAUGUUUCGUACAAAAAUUAUCGUGUGCCGGUGAUUGUAUGAGCACAUUUUUUAUACUUAAAUGAUCAUCAUGGCAGUCAUCAAUUCGAUUUGUACCUUAAAAUAUGCUGAAUUGAAAAUACUUGGUGCUUUUUAUAUUUAUUUGUGUGUUUUAACAAAGUAAGUAUCAAAUAGAAAAAGAGAAAAACCUUAGCCAAAGAAAAUCCAACAUUUCUUACUUUCAGUUUAAACAAGUUUAUAAAUGUAAUGCUGAUGUUCCUUCUUACAAGGCAAUAUUUGAGCAAUUGGUUUGGUUGGGUUUUUUGUUUCACUCCUAUUUCAAUUUUUUUUAUGAAAAUGUUUUUAAGAUAGUCAAAUUUUAACAGAGAGGAAGGAAAGUUUGUUUCUAUGGAAACAGAUGAAUGUUAUGAUGCUGUAAGUUAUAUUUGUACAUCAUGAUUUGUAACGUUGCAUUGACUGUUAUACGUAAAUAGAUUUUUACAAAUGGCAAAGAAACACUAGUCAAGGAAUAAACCAAUAUAAUGCUUUUAUUAACACAGUUUAAGAGUUCUGAAUUUCUUGCUUUAUUAUCUAGUUUAAACAUAUCACUUGUUUUCCACUUUCACAGAGACUAAGUACAAUAAUUUAAAAUACAAAGAAGGCCAAGGAGGAGAUAACUCUGGUGUUUAGAACAAUCAUCUUAAGUCUUCCAUUACACUGCAUUGCAACUCAAAAGUUCUGCAUAGAUUUUUACCAAUCAUUUUAAAGAUUACAUUACUUGUUCUUGAAGCUUACAAUUAAAAUAAGUUCAGCCAAACCUCAUAUUCUGUCAAUACAUGAAUUAUUUGUAAACAAAAAGCUUUCUUUUUUCUGUAAUUCUUAAAUUAUGAAUUAAUUUUUUCUUUGAAUUGUUUCACAGGAAAAAGAUUUUCACUUGAAGUUUUAACGUAAGUGUUCACUAACACCGCAGCUUUAAGACAGCUUUACAAUAUUUUAGAUGAGCACCCUUGGUUUGUGCUUUGUUAAACUCCUCCAAAAGAUAUAGACGGAUGAAUUGCAUAAAUUAAAUGCAAGUCAAAUCAGAUCAGGUCUGUGUAUGAAAGUCCUUGAUUUUGUGAUGUUACAUAUUUUUAUAUCUCAGUUUUCUACUGUGGGCUUGUGGGAACAGAAAGCAGGUAUCCUUAAUAAACAGUACUUUUUAGCUCACCUGAGCUGAAAGCUCAAGUGAGCUAUUCUGAUCACAUUUUGUCUGUCGUCUGUCUGUCCGUCUGUCCGUCUGUCCGUCCGUCCGUCCGUCCGUCCGUAAACUUUUCACAUUUUCAACAUCUUCUCAAGAACUACUAGGCCAAUUUCAACCAAACUUGACACAAAUCAUCCUUAGGCAAAGGGGAUUCAAAGUUGUGAAAAUUAAGGGCCACACCCGUUUUCAAGGGGAGAUAAUUAGAAAUUAAUGAAAAAUUUCGAGAAAUUUUCAAAAAUCUUCUUCUCAAGAACCAGAAAGCCAGGAAAGCUGAAACUUGUGUGGAAGCAUCCUCAGGUAGUGUAGAUUCAAAGUUGUGAAAUUCAUGACCCCCGGGGGUAGGGUGGGGCCACAAUGGGGGGUCGAAGUUUUACAUAGGAAUAUAUAGAGUAAAUCUUUAAAAAUCUUCUUCUCAGAAACUAAACAGCCAGGAAAGCUGAAACUUGUGUGGAAGCAUCCUCAGGUAGUGUAGAUUCAAAGUUGUGAAAUUCAUGACCCCCGGGGGUAGGGUGGGGCCACAAUGGGGGGUCGAAGUUUUACAUAGGAAUAUAUAGAGUAAAUCUUUAAAAAUCUUCUUCUCAGAAACUAAACAGCCAGGAAAGCUGAAACUUGUGUGGAAGCAUCCUCAGGUAGUGUAGAUUCAAAGUUGUGAAAUUCAUGACCCCCGGGGGUAGGGUGGGGCCACAAUGGGGGGUCGAAGUUUUACAUAGGAAUAUAUAGAGUAAAUCUUUAAAAAUCUUCUUCUCAGAAACUAAACAGCCAGGAAAGCUGAAACUUGUGUGGAAGCAUCCUCAGGUAGUGUAGAUUCAAAGUUGUGAAAUUCAUGACCCCCGGGGGUAGGGUGGGGCCACAAUGGGGGGUCAAAGUUUUACAUAGGAAUAUAUAGAGUAAAUCUUUAAAAAUCUUCUUCUCAGAGAAUAAACAGCCAGGAAAGCUGAAACUUGUGUGGAAGCAUCCUCAGGUAGUGUAGAUUCAAAGUUGUGAAAUUCAUGACCCCCGGGGUAGGGUGGGGCCACAAUGGGGGGUCGAAGUUUUACAUAGGAAUAUAUAGAGUAAAUCUUUAAAAAUCUUCUUCUCAGAAACUAAACAGCAAGGAAAGCUGAAACUUGUGUGGAAGCAUCCUCAGGUAGUGUAGAUUCAAAGUUGUGAAAUUCAUGACCCCCGGGGUAGGGUGGGGCCACAAUGGGGGGGGUCGAAGUUUUACAUAGGAAUAUAUAGAGUAAAUCUUUAAAAAUCUUCUUCUCAGAAACUAAACAGCCAGGAAAGCUGAAACUUGUGUGGAAGCAUCCUCAGGUAGUGUAGAUUCAAAGUUGUGAAAUUCAUGACCCCCGGGGGUAGGGUGGGGCCACAAUGGGGGGUCGAAGUUUUACUUAGGAAUAUAUAGAGUAAAUCUUUAAAAAUCUUCUUCUCAGAAACUAAACAGCCAGGAAAGCUGAAACUUGUGUGGAAGCAUCCUCAGGUAGUGUAGAUUCAAAGUUGUGAAAAUCAUGAUCCCUGGGGGUAGGGUGGGGCACAAUGGGGGGGGUCGAAGUUUUACAUAGGAAUAUAUAGAGUAAAUCUUUAAAAAUCUUCUUCUCAGAAACUAAACAGCCAGGAAAGUUUAAACUUGUGUGGAAGCAUCCUCAGGUAGUGUAGAUUCAAAGUUGUGAAAAUCAUGAUCCCUGGGGGUAGUGUGAGGCCACAUUGUGGGGGGGGGGUGUUAAAGUUUUACAUAGGAAUAUAUAGAGUAAAUCUUUGAAAAUCUUCUUCUCAGAAACUAAUCAGCAAGAUGAUUCUUUAUCAUUGUUAAAACUUUGGCUCUAGGACAAUUCUUCGGCCUCACAAGAAGGUUCAGAGUUUGAUGUAGCUAAAUAUCCCAUAUAUAAACAAUUGUAAAGGAUCUUUUUGAGAACUGCAAUACUCAACAUGUGAUAAGACUAUAAAAUUGAAGCAGGCAGCUAUUUUUUCAUUAGAAUCUUUUUGUAUUACUGUAUUGAGUUAUUGCCCUUGAUUUAUUGAUUCUUGAUUAUUUUAAUUAAUGCAUCCACUGUUAACCAAUUAUUGUGAUGAUUAUUUUUAUACAAUAAUAAAUAUUCAAUGUAUAUAAGUUGUUCUGCAUAAGAAGUUUUGGGUAAGGCCGGAUUAUUUUGUUUAUUUUUGAUUUCCAAUUAUUAGAUACUAUGAAUUAUUUUAGGUUGGCACAUAUAUAGGGACAGUGUCUAUUGCAUUUCGAUGAGUGACUGUUUUGGGGUUAAACUUGAACAGGUAUGGAUAGAUUGAGUGUGUGAACGUCCUUGCUCUAUCUAAUCUACGUGUUUUCUAACCUUCGAUACAAAGUGUGCGGUUUUUCCUGCCCUGUAUUGCAUUAAUACAAGUGUGCAGUCAUAUCUGCUUGUAUUGGUGGUGGUAGCGGCGGAGCACUAAUGAAUGGUCAUCCAUGCUGGUGUUCAGGCCUUUCUAGCGCAAGUGUGAGGCACUCCCUGCUUGCGUUAGGUUGAGCUGUUGGUGCAAGUGUGCGGUCAUCCCUGCUUGCGUAAACGUUGGUACCUGUUGAGUUGCGUAGGUGUGCGGUCAUCCCUGCCUGCGUAGUCCCUAUAUAUGUGCAGGAGCGGUGAUUAAAGUCUGCUCUUGUAAAUAUUGGCAGCAAUCAGGGCUAUCCGAGUUCCAAGGGGGGAAAAUGGAUUUUAUUUAUACAGGAUCUACAUGUAUUAUUGUACAUUGUCCAGAUUGUUUGUUUUAUGACUCCAUGUAGCUGACUUUACCAUACCUAUUGUUCCUCAGGUGAGCGAUGUGGCCCAUGGGCCUCUUGUUUUUAUUGUAAACAUAAUGGAACCCUUCAAGACAAGUCAAAUAUAUAUAGCAAAUAAUGUAAUAUAACACUGAGAGGUGAUUAAGCUGAAGAUGACAUGUAAUAUACAUGUAAUGUUUAACUAUAGAUCAUAUGGUUGUGUUAAUUGUAUUGAAUAUAUGUAUACACUGUUAUUAAAAUUGACAAAGCUUCUUAA